Molecule: messenger RNA, 450 nt
Organism: Dioszegia hungarica
Lineage: Eukaryota; Fungi; Basidiomycota; Tremellomycetes; Tremellales; Bulleribasidiaceae
Product: DNA-directed RNA polymerases I, II, and III polypeptide
Exons: 5
Coding region: 1-450 (149 amino acids)
Biological process (GO): DNA-templated transcription
Cellular component (GO): RNA polymerase III complex; nucleus; RNA polymerase II, core complex
Molecular function (GO): DNA binding; DNA-directed RNA polymerase activity
Source: RefSeq, a predicted model, not a curated record
AUGUCCGACGACGAACGCAUGGAUAUGGGCGGGGACGAUGGGGACUACGGGGAGUAUGAUCCCGAUGAGGUCAACUAUGAGCCAGAUGAAGCAGCAAACGGGGAGAACGGGGAUGGUCCUGAUGGCGAGAUUGAUGAGACUAUGAUUGUCGAAUCAAAUGCGCCUGCUGAAGGCGAGAAGCAGCGGAUAGGCAAGGCGGCAGUUGCGAAUGAGGUGCGAGUCACCACCCCAUAUAUGACGAAAUAUGAGAGAGCGAGGGUGUUGGGGACUAGGGCGUUGCAGAUCAGUAUGAACGCACCAGUCCUGGUACCGGUAGAGGGGGAGACGGAUCCGCUCGAGAUUGCGCUGAAGGAGUUGGCGGCGAAGAAGAUCCCGCUCGUGAUAAGGCGAUAUCUGCCUGACAACUCGUUCGAGGACUGGAAAGUGGAGGAGCUUAUAUUGCAAGAGUAG